AUGUCGCUAUCUGCCGAAAGGGAAACCCAUUCAUUUCGCGGUUCUGAAGCUCACAAUAAUCUUCACCGAAUUCUCCAAUCAUGCCCUAAAUUAGUCGAAGUUGGAGAUUCUAACGAGUAUCAAAACACCGUCUCCGAGCUUGUUAAUUUCCUUGAUUCUUUAUUGGAUGCUACUCUGUCUGAUCCAGACAAUGAACAUAAAGAGAACAAUGCAUUUGAAGCUUUGUCUGAGAUCCAUCAGUACAUCUUUUCUUCGUCUCUUGACCAGGAAGUUGUUGAUGCUCUUUCCUUUGAACUGCCAAAGGCUGUUUCAAAAUUUGCUGGCAUUUCAAGAAAGUUUUUGGACAUGGCAAUUAGCAUCAUUGAUCAGUUUAUAGUGAAAUGUGGUCCAAGGGAUAUGCUUUCAAUUCUCUGUGAUACAUUAGGUUACUCAAGUAAGGUGACCAACGCUGCCAGUUACAUUGUCCCUCCUUUAUCAGGGCUCUCAAAGGUCCUUAUUUCCAUCCGGAGGCGUCAGUUUGAGCAAGUAAAAGAAACCGUUCCUAUAAUUCUUAAUGUUUUGAAGGCUGUAUGUUUGGAGUCAGAUGAAGAAGAACUUGAUAACGUCUUUGACAGAGCUGUUGAGAUUGCAAAUUCUAUAUAUGAAGUUUGCGACAAGUUGGUGGAUAAUGCUGCAAGGGAGAAACUCCGAGCUCUCCUUGGUUUAUAUGUCCUGCAAUGCUUGGCUCUUGUUUCAGCUAGGAUAGACUACAAAGCUUCCGGUUGUCAUUCAUUAGUAUCACAAUUAUCACGGAUUUCAUCCUAUUGUGGUUUGUCUUAUCUCAGUCUAGUAACAACUUAUGAUGCCGAUGCUGUGGCUAGCACUGUUUUUGGAGAAAAUAAAGAUGAUUGUAUGGGUUGUUUAUCUCAUGUCAAGCAUGGCACUGCUCUAUCAGUUAUUUGGGGGCAUGUCUCAGAGGAAGUUGCUCAAGCUGCUAAAGAAGAUAUGAUUGCGGUCAAAGAUGAGUUAUGUAAUAACCAGAUCAAAAGGUGGCAAGCAAUAGUAGCAUUAAAACAUGUACUUUCCUUUGUAAGCCUGCCGUGGGAGUUAAAGAAAUAUACUAUCAACUUCUUGCUUUGCAUCACAGAUGGAGAUAUUCGUGGAAACUGCGAUGAUGAACAUUCCCAGUGGCCAUCUUAUAUGCCAAAUAUUUUCUCAGCUCUACAGGCUGUUAAAAUGGUUAUCAUGUAUGCUCCAGACCCAGAACUUAGAAAAAAUUCCUUUGCUGUGUUAAAAGGAGUACUCGCUGAUAUUCCAAUUUCUCAAAGACUUGACAUCUUGGAAGCAUUGAUUACAAAUACCGACUCUUCCUCCAUGAUUGCCAUUUUGGUCGAUCUUGUUCGGAGGGAAAUGCACACAGAAAUCAACAAUAGUACGUCAGUAGUUAAAAGCACCCAACAGAUUAAUAGCAACGAACAUUCAAAUAUAUCAUUUUGGACUCCCAGCGUCCUUAAAUUUGUGGAGCGGAUUCUAAGACCUCCACAGGGAGGACCUCCUUCCCUACCAGAUCAGAGUGACGCGGUGUUAUCAGCUCUCAACUUAUACAGAUUUAUAUUAAUGACAGAAUCUACAGGAAAGACAAACUACUCCGGAGUGUUGUCGAGGAGCAGCUUACUCAAGGUCUACAACGAAUGGCUGCUUCCUUUGCGUACCCUAGUGACAGGUAUUAUGGCCGAGAACAAGAGUGAUUAUGACGAACUUGCAGUUGACACCGUAUGCACCUUAAAUCCACUCGAGUUGGUGUUGUAUCGGUGCAUUGAGCUUGUAGAAGAGAAGCUAAAGCAAGUCACAUGA
Lathyrus sativus (Indian pea) is the source of this 1833-nucleotide messenger RNA. The record is from the annotation of a GenBank genome assembly. NCBI's taxonomy places the organism in Eukaryota, Viridiplantae, Streptophyta, Magnoliopsida, Fabales, Fabaceae.